Megalopta genalis is the source of this 1641-nucleotide messenger RNA. The record is from RefSeq and is a predicted model, not a curated record. Lineage: Eukaryota; Metazoa; Arthropoda; Insecta; Hymenoptera; Halictidae.
CAAUAACUGGUUUCCCAGUUUAGAUGGCAGCAGAGCAGUGUUUUGAUUUAACAUUUCACAAACAUUAAUCGGAAAUUUAAUUACACAGUAAAAUUCUACUUGCUCUGUACGAAAAAUUAUCUUCUUUUUUUAAAACAUGAACUGCAAGUAUAAUACUGUGCAAAAUCUUAUACAUUGUUCACAUCAGAAUGUUUGAUUUGGUAGUGGACUCAGUGUCAAUAUUUACUAAUAAAAGGAUAAAAUAGAUAGAAAUUGAAAAGUAUGGAAGCACAAGAAGAUUGCACUGUUCGAAGAGGACAGCCAAUUCGUCGUUAUCAAAAUGAUUAUAAGUCUGAAGGGCAUACAUCAACCACAAUGAUGGGUAAUCAACCUCAAUAUUUGAAUGUAGGUAGACCCACUGUUCGAAUAGCUGUUUACUUGAUGACUGGAAUGUUUUUAACAAUGGACAUUGAGCAAAAUUUUACCGCACAACAAAUUCUGGCAAUAAUACAAUCCGAGGGAGAACUAGGAUUAACCAGAGCUUCGUUGCUUACUGGCCAAACAGUGUUCGCUUUGUGGCUUUGUUCUUCCAGCUUAGAAGUUCAACUACGACCAAAUCACAAACCUAUAGAACUAGCUGCAAAAUGGAAUCGUUUAGUAAGAAAAUACAGUUCUCAAAGUGAGGAGCGUGGUGAGGAACCUUUAUUGUUUCUUCGAAGGAAUGUAUUCCUUUCUAGGGCAGAUGAGGAACAAAUAAAAGAAGCUAAAGUAUUGGAAUUAUUGUACGCAGAAGCUAGAAAUAAUGUACUACAAGGACGAUAUCCAUGCGAAGGACAAGCAAGAUAUGCAAGUUUGGGUGCCCUGCAAGCCCGUAUUGAGUUAGGACCGUACAACCCACAAACUCACACAUUAGCGUUUUUCAGACGACAUCGUGGUAGAUUCCUACCUCACCAUUACACUUCUCCUAGUUUAUUAUUAGGAUUAGGUCUGGGACUAGGAUUAGUGGGAGGAAAAGGAGCACCAGAGGCACGUCUGCUUGAACAGUACAAGCGGAUACCUAAUCAUACAGGAACUAACGCGAAUUCAAGAAAGCUUAUCAGAAAAUACUUGGAGUUCUGUUGGAGUUUACCGUGUUAUGGCGCGGCGUUUUUUCAAGGACAAAUCGAGCGACCUGUGAGAGGUUUAGCGUCAUGGAUCACAAAUCGUGAUAUGCAAGUUCUAAUAGCUAUUAAUUCUUCAGGAGUGUACAUCGUGGAUGACAUGCAAUGUAGCUUGUUAUUGGGCCUGAGAUAUUCAGAACUCAGUUGGGAAAUGGCGAAGCCUUCCGACGAAGGUAAUUUGGACUGCCUGCCUUGUCUAUUUCUACAGUUUCCGGUGCGAGAAAACGGAGCACGUGUUUAUAAAAUUCUACAAGUAUUCUCGAGACAAGCAAUAAUGAUGGAUACGUUAAUAUCUGGAUUUGCUGAGGAACACCGCCGACACGGUGCUAAUGGAGACGUUGCGCACGUUGAACGUUUAACUGAUCAUUCAAUAGGUUCGAACACAGGCAGCUUCACGAACAAACUUAGCAAAUUUACAUUGGCCACCUUCGACGACGAAGGCCGUUGUAUCGGACAAAUGGGUUCUUGGUCUUUUCAAUAAAUAUUCUUGUUUAUAUCAACA